Molecule: messenger RNA, 513 nt
Organism: Cladophialophora psammophila CBS 110553
Lineage: Eukaryota; Fungi; Ascomycota; Eurotiomycetes; Chaetothyriales; Herpotrichiellaceae
Product: 50S ribosomal protein L13
Exons: 2
Coding region: 1-513 (170 amino acids)
Biological process (GO): translation; negative regulation of translation
Cellular component (GO): mitochondrial large ribosomal subunit; ribosome
Molecular function (GO): structural constituent of ribosome; mRNA binding
Source: RefSeq, a predicted model, not a curated record
AUGUCGCAAACAAUAGGCAAGACACGUCUUGCCUACUCCCGCACAUGGCACUACAUCGAUGUGGGUUCCGAUUCUCGGUCACUGGGACGAAUUGCCUCCUCCAUCGCCGUCUUCCUGAUGGGCAAACAUAAACCCAUCUACGACCCAUCCACCGACUGCGGCGACUACGUGGUGGCCUGCGGCUGCCACGACAUCCAUGUCACGGGCAAGAAACGCCAGCAGAAACAAUACUACACACACAACACGCGGCCGGGCUCGCUCAAGCAGAUGAGCAUGGAGAGGAUGAUCGAAAAGUGGGGUGGUGGAGAGGUGUUGAAGAAAGCUGUAAGGGGAAUGUUGCCCAAGAACCGGCUGAGGGAUAAACGGUUGGCAAGAUUGAAGGUUUUCGAAGGCACCAGCCAUCCGUAUAAGGCCAAUAUUGUGAGGUUUGCAGGGAAGCCGUUUACGGGUGACAAGCCUGGACCAGUCAUGCAAGCCAUCGAGGCGAGCAAGGAGAUGAAAGCGAGUCCUUAA